UCACUCUGAGCUAGACCACUCCCUCUCUGUGAACGGAAGAGCAGUCUAGUCUUUCUCGUUACUUUGUUGCCAUCAGACGUUUCUGUUUUAGGGCUAUGUUCGCAGCCGAGAAUGGCGGACGCCAACGCGAUUGAGGAACUCCACUCGGAGCUCACCUGCCCGGUGUGUUUGGAGCUGUUCCAUGAUCCGGUGAUCCUCGAGUGCGGACACCACUUCUGCCAGGUGUGCAUCAUCCAGUGCUGGGAAGCCAAGGCGGACGAGUUGUCGAGUUGCCCAAAGUGUAGAAAGUCGAGCGGCCGUAAACUGCGACCCAACUCGCUUCUGUGCAACGUCGUGGACAGUGUGCGGAGAGCCCGGGCCAUGGACCCAGCCGCGGGGAUAACCGGAUGGCACUACGAGGGUGAGCUGGAGGAGCCGGAGGAACGGGAGCUUGGGUCCAGCAUGAGCAGCCUGGCCUCGUCCGUCGGCCACUGGCCGCGCCUGGGUAUGGAUAUGUGCGAGGAGCACGAGGAGAAGCUGAAGCUUUACUGUGAGGACGACCAGCUCCCUAUCUGUCUGGUGUGCGGCAUGUCCCGGGACCACAAGACCCACAAUGUCAUCCCCAUUACCGAGGCCUUUGAAAACUACAAGGAUAAGCUGUCUGUCGCUCUAGAGAGGGUUCAGCUGCAGACAGAGGAGGCCACGGUCUUCCAAAGACAGACCAAUGAAAAGAUCCUUCUCGUUAAGGAGCGAGCAGGAGAUCUGGAGGAGAUGGUCACUGCAGAGUUUGGCCUUCUGAGGGAGUUCCUGCUCGAGGAGGAGGAAUGCAUAAAGGAGAAACUGCAGAAGCAGAAAGAGGAGAAGCUCGACCACCUGGAGAAGGCGCUCACUCAGACUACAGAGCAAAUCAGCAAAAUGGAAUGUAUGGCUGACCAGCUUCGCCUCAAACUGAUAGAGGAAGAAAACCCAAAGCAACUCAAGGGAAUCAAAGAUUUCAUUGAAGGGGCUGAAAGCUUGUUUGAGCGCCCCCCAGAGCUGGGUGUGGAUCUGCAGUCAGGAGAGUUCCUGGGACCUCUGCAGUAUAGGACCUGGAGGAAAAUGAGCUCAGUUUUUCAGCCAGCUGUCACAGCGGUGACCCUCGACCCAGACACAGCCUACCCCCGCCUGUGGGUAUCCCCGUGUUGCACCAGCGUCCAGGUAGGAAAAAUCCAGCCCGACCUGCCCAACAACCCAGAGCGCUUCACUCUGUACAACAUUGUCCUGGGCUCUGUAGCCUUCUCCUCUGGUAGACACUACUGGGAGGUGGAGGUGGGCUCCAAGACAGCAUGGGGUCUGGGUGUGGCCAAAGCCUCCGUCAACAGAAAGGAGGAGAUCAGCCUCUGCCCAGAUGAUGGUUUCUGGACCCUGGUGCUGAGGGAUAACGGCGACGGCACCAGGGAGUAUGAAGCAUGCACUGACUCAGAGGAGAGCUUGAUAUAUCCCUCUAAACCCCCCAGGAGGGUUGGGAUCUACCUGGACUAUAAUCGUGGUGACGUAGGGUUUUAUGAUGCAGGAAACAUGAGCCACCUCUUCACCUUCUAUAAUGCCAAAUUCAAAGAACCUGUUUUGCCGUACUUUAAUCCCUGGCCGAUAAUCAACGGACACAACCGGGAGCCGCUCACCAUAGUAACCCCACACUGGGGAGAGAUGUCCUCUUCAUCAGAGGACAGAUUCUGAAUGAAACUGCAGAACAAGAUUCAGCCACUGAUUAGAUGGACUCAUCUUAUGAGCUUUCACACAUCUGCCUUGUCAUAAAGACUUUGCUGUAUUAAUGAUGUGGUGGGAUGAACACGCAGGUAACCUUGACACAUUGUGUAAGACUUGAAAUAAGAAGAUUAAACUACUAAAGGACAAGACCGAUGACACUUUCAAGGCUAUUGAUAUUCUACAAUGUUGCCAUUGUCAACAAAUCCUAUGAAAAGACUAAACCCAACAGUGAAUUGAUGAUACUUACAACUGUCUGUGUAUCCAACGCAUGAUAUAUCUUAUUCCUAUGUGCCAUAGACCUCAAUUAUAUUGCAAAGAAUAGUGUAUUCAGGCAUUUCCUUCGACCUCAUGGCUCAGUUUUUGGUCUGACAUGCAUAGCCAGCUGUGAGACCUUCUAUAUAGACAGGUGUGUGCCUUUUUAAAUCAUGUCCAAUCAAUUGAAUUUACCACAGGUGGACUCCAAUCAAGUUGUAGAAACAUCUGAAGGGUGAUCACAUGAAAUGGGGUCUUAUGUUAAUGCAAUAUUUAACUUUUUCUUUUUAAUACAUUUGCAAAAACAUCUGAACUCCUGUUUUGGCUUGUUUGUAUGGGCUAAUUGAUUAUAGAUUGAUGAGGGAAAAUGCAUUUAAAGAUUUACACAUUAAGUAGACAUGAAUGGGCUUUGGGGCUGAGUAUUAUAAAAAGUACUGAGAGACAGACUAACACAUUGUAGGUCAGUCUUUUUAAACAAUAAGAAAAAAACAAAGAAUAGACAUUUCUAUUUUUUUUUAAAUUCAUUAGAAAAAGUUCCCUGUGGAGUUUUUGACCUCUAGUAGCGCUAUGAAUGUACUUGCUAGUAAACAUGGAUGUCAACAAUGCCUUUGCAAAUAUUUUGAAAAAAAUUUGUUCAGCACAUUUGUUAGAGCUCAAGGAUACACACAGCGUUUUAGUAACACUGAAUGUAUUACAUUGUUUAAAAGAAAACUCCACAGAACUUUAACUGGUCUCUGCAAAAAGGUUUCAUAAUUGUAUUAACUAAUUUUGCUGCAAUGUC
Molecule: messenger RNA, 2758 nt
Organism: Sander lucioperca (pikeperch)
Lineage: Eukaryota; Metazoa; Chordata; Actinopteri; Perciformes; Percidae
Product: zinc-binding protein A33-like
Exons: 6
Coding region: 112-1695 (527 amino acids)
Molecular function (GO): zinc ion binding; protein binding
Source: RefSeq, a predicted model, not a curated record